AUGAAUCCUGCUAAAGAGUUAUUGAAUACAUCGUUGCUUCUCUCCCUACUUGUUUUCCGAUUUUGCAUUUCCCUUGACACCAUUUCCCCGAACCAGCCAAUUAAAGACGGUGACAUCCUGGUUUCCAAAGGAGAAACUUUUGCACUUGGGUUUUUCAGCCCUGGAAACUCUGGCGGCCGCUACGUCGGAAUAUGGUAUCACAAAGUUCCUGAACAAACCGUUGUGUGGGUGGCAAACAGAGACAACCCUCUCAAUGACACCUCCGGACUCCUCUCCAUCAACGGCCGUGGAAACCUCGUCCUUAACAGCAAAAAGCGAAGCACCCCCAUCUGGUCUACAAACGCUUCAGUCUCAUCCACAAACAAUUCUAUGGCUCAGCUCUUGGAUUCUGGAAAUCUUGUUUUGGUUCUACCAGACAACCAAAGGGUCACGUGGCAGAGCUUCGACUAUCCCACCAAUACUCUGCUUGCAUCCAUGAAACUCGGCCUGGACAGGCGAACAGGGUUGAACCGUUCUCUAACAUCUUGGAAGUCCGAAGAUGACCCGGGAACCGGUACCUGCUCAUAUGGGAUUAACCCAAAUGGGUACCCACAAUUCUUCUUAUACAAGGGUGGAACUCCCUUGUGGCGGACCGGAUCUUGGACCGGCCGAAGAUGGAGCGGUGCACCCAACACGGUACCUAAUUUAACCAAUUAUAGUUUUGUGGACAAUCAAGAUGAGAUCACUGCCGUGUACGGCUUCACUGAUCCCACAGUUUUCACAAGAAUCGUGUUGGAUGAAUCAGGAACCAUUCACCGGCUCACAUGGAACGGUAAUAAAUGGGUCGAAUUUUGGUCCUUCCCGGAAGAAUGUGAUAGGUACAGAGAGUGCGGUCUAAGUAGUAACUGCAAUCCAUAUGAACCCGACAAAUUUUGGUGCACAUGCCUGCCCGGACUCGAACCCAACUCAACCCAUGAUUGGAACAUGAGAGUUGGAUCGGGCGGGUGCUUGAGGAAGCAAGGAGCAUCCAUGUGCCGAAACGGUGAAGGGUUUGUGAAGCUGGUACAUGUGAAGGUGCCAGAUACUUCUGUCGCACGUGUGAACAUGAGUUUGAGUUUGAAGGAAUGUGAGCAAGAGUGCUUGAGGAACUGUUCUUGUACGGCAUACAGCAGUGCAGAUGAGACAAGAGGAGGGAUUGGGUGCUUGUCAUGGCACGGGGACUUGGUGGACAUCAGAACAUUUGCCAAUGCAGGACAAGAUUUGUAUUUCCGUGUGGAUGCAGUUGUACUAGCUCAAUAUGCAAAGAAAAAUGGUCUUACGCAGAGCAAGAGCAUGGUGGCGAUUCUUGUAGUUUCUAUUGGUCUAAUGUUGCUUCUUGUGGUCUCCAUUGCGCGUUGGUUGGUAAUGAGGAAGAAAAAAGCCUACUUUGAGGAAUCUGCAAUGGAGCUCGAAAGAAGUACAAAAAAUUCAUAUCUACCAUUCUUUGAUCUAAGUAUCAUAAUUGCAGCCACUGAUAAUUUCUCUGAUGCUAACAAGCUUGGACAAGGUGGUUUUGGCUCAGUUUAUAAGGGUGUCUUAGAUAAUCAGAAGGAAAUUGCAAUAAAAAGACUAUCAAAAUACUCCGGACAAGGAAUAGAAGAAUUCAAAAAUGAAGUUACAAUAAUUGCUGAACUCCAACAUAAGAAUCUUGUGAGGAUUCUUGGUUAUUGCAUUCAAGGAGAAGAGAAGAUGUUAAUCUAUGAGUAUUUGCCAAACAAAAGCCUCGACUUUUUCAUUUUUGAUGAAACAAAAAGGUCAUUGUUAGAUUGGAGAAGACGCUUUGAGAUUAUUUGUGGGGUUGCUCGAGGGCUCUUAUAUCUUCAUCAAGACUCAAGAUUAAAAAUUAUCCAUAGAGACUUAAAGGCUAGUAAUAUUCUACUUAACAAUGCAUUGAAUCCAAAAAUUGCAGAUUUUGGUAUGGCUAGAAUUAUUGGAGGGGACCAAAUUGAAGCAAAUACAAAUCGCGUCGUUGGAACAUAUGGUUAUAUGUCACCGGAGUAUGCAAUGCAAGGACUAUUUUCAGUGAAGUCUGAUGUAUAUAGUUUUGGAGUUUUGAUGCUAGAAAUAAUUACUGGCAAAAAGAAUAGUGCUUAUUAUCAUGAUGGUCCCUCCUCAAAUUUGAUCGGCCAUGUUUGGGACUUGUGGAGAGAAGAUAAAGCCAUGGAAAUAGUUGAUUCAUCACUGGGUGACCAAUAUGCUAAUGAAAUUUCGAGAUGUAUUCAAAUUGGGCUUUUGUGCGUGCAAGAACAUGCAACAGAUAGGCCAACCACGUCAGCAGUUGUUUUCAUGUUGGGUAAUAACACAACUCUUGCUCAUCCAAAACAACCUGCAUUUAUCCUGAAGAGUACUCACAACGGUAAAGAUAGAUCAAUUAGUGAAGUAGCUAAUUCUGUAAAUGAAGUAACAAUUACUAUGCUUGAUGCUCGCUAA
Corylus avellana is the source of this 2448-nucleotide messenger RNA. The record is from RefSeq and is a predicted model, not a curated record. NCBI's taxonomy places the organism in Eukaryota, Viridiplantae, Streptophyta, Magnoliopsida, Fagales, Betulaceae.